AUGUACAUCAAACGAAUCACUAUACAAGGCUUUAAAACUUAUAAAAAUACAACCAUCAUCAAUAAUAUCUCACCGCAUCAUAAUGUUUUAGUUGGUAGUAAUGGUUCAGGUAAAUCUAACUUUUUUGCAGCAAUUAGAUUUGUUCUUAGUGAUGACUUUGAUAGGUUAACUAGAGAAGAAAGAAUUGGUUUAAUUCACCAAGGCUCAGGUUCUGUUAUGAGUGCUUAUGUUGAAAUUGUUUUUGAUAAUUCUUCAGGUAGAAUACACAUUUCUUCAAAUACACAGCUAUCAAAAGAAAGUCAAGAUGAUGUUGUAAUCAGAAGAACAAUUGGCUUGAAAAAAGAUGAAUAUUCUAUAAAUGGGAAAUCCAAAACAAAACAAGAAGUUAAGGGAUUAUUGGAAACUGCUGGAUUUUCCACUUCUAACCCAUACUAUAUUGUUCCACAAGGUAGAAUUGUAGCUUUGACUAAUGCCAAAGAUCAUCAACGUUUAGAAUUGCUAAAAGAGGUCACUGGUGCUAACACUUUUGAAAAAAAACUAAAAGAUUCACUACAAACAAUGGAUGAAACUGAAGUUGGCAGAAAAAGAGUUGCUAAUGAAUUAAAAGAGUUGGCUAGCAAAUUAAAGGAUUUGGAAGACGAAAGAGAAGAAUUGAACAAAUUUCAAAAUUUAGAUAGGGACAAAAAAUGUAUUGAAUAUACUUUAUAUGAUCGGGAAUUAAAUGAAGUUACCAAUCAAAUAGAAAAAUUGGAAAGUAGUUAUUCUUAUACCGUAGAUUCUUCUGCUCAAUAUAUAUCUGAAUUAGAAAAAAGGGAAACUUUGGUCAGGGAAAUUGAGGUUAAUUUAAGUAAUUUGGAUACAGCUUUGAAACUUAAAGAAACUACCGAUGUUCUUCAACUAAAAUCUGAAAAAUUAGAAGUGGCUAGAGAACUAGCAGAUUUAAAUGUUAAAAAGGCAGAUUUGGAAUCUCAAUUAACAUAUAUUGAAAAAUCUAAUACGCAAAAUGUACGUUUAUUAACUUUAUUAGCUUCCAAGAUUGCCGAGAAAAAAAAAACUAUCGACCAUUUGGCACCAAGUUACGAUGAACGAUUGACUAAUGAAACACAGUUAACAAACAAAAUUUCAAAACUCCAACAAAGACAAAGUUAUUUAAUUACUAAAAGAGGCAGAUAUGCCGAAUUUUCUGAUGAAGAGGAAAGAAAUGCCUGGAUACAAAGUGAAAUUAACACUUUAAGGGAAAAAUACGAUGAUAUUGUUAAGGAUAAAACUGAGUUGGAAACUGAAAAUGAAAAAUUCAAGGGGGAGCUUCAUAGAAUAGACGAAGUUCUUGAAGAUUUACAUGAUUCAAUAGAGGGACCACAUAUCACUGGGGAAUUAGAAACCCUAAAUAAAGAUAUUGAAAAUUUGAGAGAUAAAUAUUAUGCAAAGAUUGAUCAAAGAAAAGAAUAUUGGAGAGAAGAACAAAAAUAUCAAACAAUUUUAACGUCUUUAGAUUCAGAUAUAGAAAGAGCACAAAGAUCUGUUAACGAAAGUAUGGAUAGAAAUUUGGCUAAUGGGCUACAAGCCGUAAAAAAAAUUUCAGAAAGAUUAAAUUUAAAUGGUACUUCUGUUUUUGGCACUUUGGGUGAAUUGAUCCAAUAUAAUGAAAAGUAUAAAACAUGUGUCGAAACUAUCGGGGGCAACUCUUUGUUUCAUGUUGUUGUUGAUAACGAAGAUACUGCGAGUAUUUUAAUGGGCGAAUUGGUUAAAUCUAGAGCGGGACGGGUUACGUUUAUGCCAUUGAACAGAUUGAACAAUGAAUAUAUAAGUUAUCCUCCAGAUGAAGAACUCUCAGUUCCAUUAAUGAAGAAAAUACAUUGUGACAGCGAUUACAUCAAUGCUGUAAAACAGGUUUUUGGGAAGGUCAUUGUUGUUAAGGACUUGACUUCUGGUGUUAGAUUGGCCAAACAGUACAAGCUAACUGCUAUAACUUUAGAUGGCGAUAAAGCAGAUAAAAAAGGUGUUUUAACGGGUGGUUUUAAUGAUAAACAUAAACAAACAAGAUUAACCUCAAUGAAAGAGUUAAAGGUCAAAAGAAAAGACUACGAAGUGGCCCAAAGUAAAUUGGCUGAAUUGGCUGAUACUUUAAAAAAGACAGACGAUGAAACAGACCAAAUUAACGGUGAAUUGAAAACUAAAACCCUUACAAAAGAAACCAUGCUAAUAGAUAUUGAAAGGUAUAGGAGCAAAUCAAACAAGGUCAAAUCACAAAGAUACAUAUUGGAAGAAAAAUCAAAGCGUUUGGUUAUUAAAAUUGAAAAAUUGAAUACCACCAUGUUAGAAGUUAGUCAAAAAAUUACAAGACUAGAAAACGAUAUGAAUCAAACAUUUAAGACGGAAUUAACUGAUGAUGAAACAACGGAAUUAAAUCAAAUUAACAAUGAGCUACCAAAGUUAGAUUCUGAGUUAAACAAAGUUACAGCCUCGUUAAGCGAUAUCCAAGUAAAAAUAGAAUCUAUUAAAUCGGAAUUGCAAUCCAAAUUGGAACCACAGUACUCAAACCUACAAAAAAGUGUUGAUUUUGCUGAUGAUUUUGAGGUAAAUAAGUUGAAACAAAGACUAAAGAGAGUAGAGUUGGAAAUAUCUACCAUAUCGGAAAGGGAGCAAAGAUUGGACUUACAGCUACAUUCUAUACUUGAAGAGAUAGAUGAAUUAAAAGCAGAAAAAGUUACUAAUCAAAAAACUUUAGAAAGGGCAAAUUCACAACAACGCUUAUUAAUCAAAAAAUUAGAAGAUUACCAAAAAACAGCAGAGACUUGUAUGAUAAAGAAAACCAAUUUUUCCUCUAGGCGCGAUGUUUUACAAAAUAAACUAAGAGAAUUGGGGUUUUUACCGGAAGAUUCCUUUACUAAAUACGAAAACGCAACAACAGAGGAAUUGGUUCAAAAGCUAAAUAGAGUCACGAGAAAUUUGGGGAAAUAUAGAAAUGUCAAUAAAAGAGCUGGCGAAAGCUUUAAUAAGUUUUUAAACAAAAAACAAGAAUUACAAGAAAAGGCAAAAGAAUUAGAUCAAUCAAGGGACUCCAUUGUGGAAUUAAUUGAUACUUUAAAGCAUCAAAAGGUUACUGCUAUUGAGGCUACGUUUAAGAAAGUUGCUGAAAAUUUUACAGAAAUGUUUGAAAAACUAGUGCCAAGGGGUACGGGUAAAUUAAUUAUUCGUAAAAAAGAUAUGGAUAAUGAUAGCAACAUGAGUGAUGAUGAAUCAGUGGAUAAUAUUUAUGAGGGUGUUGCCAUUCAAGUCUCGUUUAACAGUAAAGAAGAUGAACAACUCCACGUCAGUCAGUUAUCCGGUGGUCAAAAAACAGUUUGUGCUAUUGCUUUGAUUUUGGCCAUGCAAAAAGUUGACCCAGCCCCAUUUUAUUUAUUUGAUGAAAUUGAUGCCGCUUUAGAUAAGCAAUACAGGACAUCUGUUGCCGCCACCAUUAAGGAAUUGUCUCAAAAUGCUCAGUUUAUAUGUACCACAUUUAGAACUGAUAUGUUGUAUGUCGCUGAUACUUUUUACAGAGUUAAAUUCGAAAAUAAACUAUCAACCAUUGCAGAAGUUGAUAGAGAAAAUGCAAUUGAUUUUAUUAGGGGCGGGAACGAUAAUUUAAUUAAUGAUAUUUAA
Messenger RNA from Saccharomycodes ludwigii, 3645 nucleotides. It is a transcript of the gene SMC3, whose product is annotated as cohesin subunit SMC3. The record is from RefSeq and is a predicted model, not a curated record. Gene Ontology annotation, cellular component: chromosome. The transcript has a single exon. Gene Ontology annotation, molecular function: ATP hydrolysis activity; cohesin loader activity; protein binding. The coding region runs from base 1 to 3645 and encodes 1214 amino acids. Gene Ontology annotation, biological process: mitotic sister chromatid cohesion. Lineage: Eukaryota; Fungi; Ascomycota; Saccharomycetes; Saccharomycodales; Saccharomycodaceae.